AUGAAUAUGCAGGCGCCGGGCUAUGGCGCCCUGGGGGAUAAGAUUUUGUGGCCCCCGGGCUUUGUUGCAGUGCAGCGUAUGCCUGGAAACGCUGCCCACGGCGAGACGUGGUUGAUAAAGAAUGACGCAAACGCGCAGAAGGAAGAGCUGACGAAGGAGAAGGCUAAGCUUGAGGAAGCUAUAGCGCGGCUCGAUGUGGGGAUUGAACAGGCGGCGCAGCACAUGGAGGAGGAGCAAGACGAGGCCUAUGAACAAGACGAGCACUAUGACGACGAAAUGGAUUACGCAGAAAGAUUCGACCCCCAUGACAGAGAGGACCCCGAAGUGCUGUUGGAGGAAAGGCAACAGCUCAAAACAGAGAUUGAAGAUAUGCUUGACGAGGUCAAGGACAAACUCAAGGAGCUCGAGUCCAGCAGCCUGAACUUCACCUGGGAACGCAACGAGCUUCCUAUAGCUCUCCGACGACUCGACAAGCCGUGGGAGGACUUCAACCACGAGCUGCUGGUUCAAGCACACUUAGAAGCCCGGGCGAUGCAGGCUGCAGAGAAGGAACGGCUUGAAAAGGAAGCUAAGAAGGCUGCUAAGAAGGGCAAGAAGGUUGCAGCGCCCAAAGUAGCGCCGAAGGUUCGUGAGGUGCCGUCCAUCUACUGCGCCAAAGUUAUGGACCCAGGAGCUGCCGUUGCAGCAGAUGGACGCGUAUUUAACCGCAGCGAUGCGGCAUAUGAUGACGCAGGGGCCAAGACAUUGGUGAAGGAAGUUGAAGUUUUCAUGAAGUUUAGUUGGCGAUACAUUGUAGAGCGGGGAAAGUUUAACUUUGAGCAAGUCGGGUUGCUUCCGGUUGUUCACACCGCCACAAUUAGCCGCUCGCGUGCCGGCUCUAGGCCCAUGUCUGGUGCGGCAACCAUCACGCCGUUCAUGCAGAACGGUAGCGUGGGAGCAGUCAUAAAGGCGUUGGCUGGGAAGAGGAGCACGUAUGCGUACAAGCCGGAUCUCUUGUUAGCUAACGCUAAGACUCUUGUUUCCUGCAUGGCUUUCUUGGAGCACCAUGGCAUUUAUCAUGGGAACAUCCACCCCUUCAACAUUUUUGUUUCAGAUGAUGGGUUUCGUCUCUUGAUCGGCGACUUCAUUCCUCCUAGUGAAUUCAAGCGCUGGCUUGUGCAAGUGGCCAAGGGCUUAGCUAGCGUUCCUCCGUAUUGCUCUCCCGAAUACUACACUGCACUGACGGAACGACGAAUCCAGCGAGCUGCUGUAUACGUGAACACCCUCUCGCCGCACAAGCACGACGUGUUCUGUUUGGGCCUUGUUAUGCUGCAGCUAGCCACGUUGCAGAAUGUGGCGGCGUAUCGCGACAAGCCCAGGCGUUUGAAGGGAAUAUUGGAAAAGUUUCAGAAUAACAACGACUCGCCAGAAGCCCCAGAGCUGGCGAAACUCAUAAGUCGGAUGCUGACUAUCAACCCAGCAGAGAGGCCUCCAUUCAAAGAUUUGGUGGAUGUGCAAGAUCGCUGGACUCUCCAGGCGUCCGACUGGGUCCGUGGAUUUGCGGAGGUUUUAGGUUUUGGAAAGACACCUGGUGAAGAGCUUUACCUUGAUAAGUCGCUUACUCCGCCAGGCAUGGGCACCCAAACACCGCCGCCUGACUCGAAGAAGGAUAAGAACGACAAAUCAACAUGCUCCGUUAUGUGA
Messenger RNA from Eimeria mitis, 1683 nucleotides. RefSeq names its product protein kinase (incomplete catalytic triad), putative. Gene Ontology annotation, biological process: protein phosphorylation. The transcript has 14 exons. Gene Ontology annotation, molecular function: ATP binding; protein kinase activity. The record is from RefSeq and is a predicted model, not a curated record. The coding region runs from base 1 to 1683 and encodes 560 amino acids. Lineage: Eukaryota; Apicomplexa; Conoidasida; Eucoccidiorida; Eimeriidae.